UAAAUGAUGUCUGAGAAUCCUAACUGGUGGAGUAUGCAUCCACCAUCAUUGAUCCCUCCCCAGUAUGGUUUUGAAUCUUCUUCAAUCCCUUUUAAUUCUUUGACAGAUAAUCCAGAGAACCCUCAAUCAUUGAGCCAACUUCUUUUCACUGGAUUACCGGGAGAAGAAGAGAGAGUACUGGGAUUGAGUCAUUUUCAAUCAAAAAAGUUGGAAAACUGGGAUGAACAUAUUUUUAAUCCAUCAACCAUAGUUCCUAUUAAUGUUGAUGUAAUAAAGCAAGAGGUUCCCCAAAGUGGCAACAACUUAUAUCACCAUAGGCAUGAGGAAUUUCAGGUUUCUGGAGCUGGGUCAUCUUGGUCACAUAUUUUGCCAGUGUCUUCCCCUAGGUCUAGUGUCCCUAGCUUUAACAGUAAUAAUUUAUUGGAAUUCACUUAUAACAAAGCAGAUCAUAGAAAGAACCAACUACCAGAUCACAAAUCUGAGUCUAAUAGCACAGCCACUGUUGGACUUUGCAAGAAGAAUAGGGGUCAGCCUUCAUCUUCAAGCCAACCCCCUCUGAAGGUGAGGAAGGAGAAACUAGGUGAUAGAAUUACAGCCCUUCACCAGCUAGUUUCUCCAUUUGGAAAGACUGACACAGCUUCUGUCUUGUUAGAAGCCAUUGGAUAUAUCAGAUUCCUGCAGGGUCAAAUUGAGGCACUCAGUUCUCCUUACUUGGGCAAUGGAUCGAAAAACAUAAGGAAUCAACAUUCUGUAUAUGGAGAAAGAAAUUCUGUAUUUCCUGAGGACCCCGGUCAGCUUUUGAAUGACACUGGCCUCAAAAGAAAGGGAGCUCCAAACCAGGAUGCAAAAGAUAAACCAAAGGACUUGAGGAGUAGAGGGUUGUGCUUGGUUCCUGUCUCUUGUACCCAACAUGUUGGAAGUGAAAAUGGAGGUGAUUACUGGGCACCAUGGGCACCUGCAUAA
This is a messenger RNA of Gastrolobium bilobum, 963 nucleotides long. Its product is annotated as transcription factor bHLH68-like. The record is from RefSeq and is a predicted model, not a curated record. NCBI's taxonomy places the organism in Eukaryota, Viridiplantae, Streptophyta, Magnoliopsida, Fabales, Fabaceae. Gene Ontology annotation, cellular component: nucleus. The transcript has 9 exons. Bases 4 to 963 code for a protein of 319 amino acids. Gene Ontology annotation, biological process: regulation of transcription by RNA polymerase II. Gene Ontology annotation, molecular function: DNA-binding transcription factor activity, RNA polymerase II-specific; RNA polymerase II cis-regulatory region sequence-specific DNA binding; protein dimerization activity.